GGAGCUCUCUGAUCAACCGGGACACAGAAGACAGUCACCCCGGGGCGCCCAGGCCAUGCACCCCGGGGCGCCCGCCGCCCCUGGAGUGUCGGAGCCCACCCCCCGUGAGCUGUGCGCCUUUGUGAGCAGGGCGGCCACCCACAUGCUGCGGGCCCUGCACCCCCGGCGGGCCCGGCCCCCCAAAAGGAGGCCCAACCACCGGCGGUUCCUGCACAAUCAGGUCUGCAGGCAGUUUGCCAGGAUCGAGGCUGCCACCCAGCGCCUGGCCCUGUCCAUCCUGUCCCAGGAGGCGCCUCCCCGGAGACCGCUGCCCCGCAGACCGCCCCCACCACCCCCGUCUCCCUUCCUGGGCGUGGCCCGCGCCCUGGCCCCCAGCGAGGAGGCGCCCCGGGCCGGCCCCCGCCUGAGCCUGGCCGCGCUGGAGGCCUCCGGCCUGGACCUCCUCCCCAGCAUCGCGCUCUCCCCGGAGCCGGAGCCGCCCCCGGUGCCCGCCGGCCCUUCCCGGCCUGCAGGCGGCCAGCCAGACCUCCCUGGGGGCCUGCGUCCCUGCGACCCGCUGCCCCUGCCCCUUCAGAAGGAGCAGCACAGCGAGAACCGGGCCUUUGCACUGUCCCUGACACCCCCCCGCCAAGCCCCUGCUGCCUCCGAGCCUGCCCGGGGCAGCUAUACAUAG
Pipistrellus kuhlii (Kuhl's pipistrelle) is the source of this 673-nucleotide messenger RNA. RefSeq names its product chromosome unknown C19orf85 homolog (gene CUNH19orf85). Lineage: Eukaryota; Metazoa; Chordata; Mammalia; Chiroptera; Vespertilionidae. Bases 56 to 673 code for a protein of 205 amino acids. The transcript has 3 exons. The record is from RefSeq and is a predicted model, not a curated record.